This is a messenger RNA of Austrofundulus limnaeus, 1438 nucleotides long. Its product is annotated as 26S protease regulatory subunit 6B. Lineage: Eukaryota; Metazoa; Chordata; Actinopteri; Cyprinodontiformes; Rivulidae. Gene Ontology annotation, molecular function: ATP binding; ATP hydrolysis activity. The transcript has 12 exons. The record is from RefSeq and is a predicted model, not a curated record. Bases 35 to 1288 code for a protein of 417 amino acids.
UGACGUCAUUACGCUCAGAUCGGAAAAAUUCAACAUGGAUGAAGCCGUACUUGUGGAAAAGAGCCCGGAAGAAAUGCCGUCAGUCCUGACCUCUAGACCUCAAACGGGUCUGUCCUUCCUGGCACCAGAACCUGAAGAUCUGGAGGACCUUUACACCAGAUAUAAGAAGCUGCAGCAGGAGCUGGAGUUCCUGGAGGUGCAGGAGGAGUACAUCAAAGAUGAACAGAAGAACCUGAAGAAAGAGUUCCUGCACGCCCAGGAGGAGGUGAAGAGGAUACAGAGCAUCCCGCUGGUCAUCGGACAGUUCCUGGAGGCCGUGGACCAGAACACGGCUAUAGUUGGCUCCACCACAGGCUCCAACUACUACGUGCGCAUCCUGAGCACCAUCGACAGGGAGCUGCUGAAGCCCAACGCCUCGGUGGCUCUGCACAAGCACAGCAACGCCCUGGUGGACGUGCUUCCUCCUGAGGCCGACAGCAGCAUCAUGAUGCUGACGUCAGACCAGAAGCCUGAUGUGAUGUACGCUGACAUCGGAGGGAUGGACAUCCAGAAGCAGGAGGUCAGAGAGGCUGUGGAGCUGCCUCUCACUCACUUUGAGCUCUACAAGCAGAUUGGUAUCGACCCACCCAGGGGUGUCCUCAUGUACGGACCUCCAGGCUGCGGGAAAACCAUGUUGGCCAAAGCUGUGGCCCACCACACUACAGCCGCGUUCAUCCGUGUGGUGGGCUCUGAGUUUGUCCAGAAGUACCUGGGCGAAGGUCCCCGGAUGGUGCGGGACGUCUUCAGGCUGGCCAAGGAGAACGCUCCCGCCAUCAUCUUCAUCGACGAGAUCGACGCCAUCGCCACGAAGCGAUUCGACGCUCAGACCGGAGCUGACAGGGAGGUGCAGAGGAUUCUGCUGGAGCUGCUGAAUCAGAUGGACGGCUUUGAUCAGAACGUCAACGUCAAGGUGAUCAUGGCCACCAACAGAGCCGACACCCUGGACCCGGCUCUGCUUCGUCCUGGCCGUCUGGACAGGAAGAUCGAGUUUCCUCUGCCCGACCGCCGACAGAAGCGUCUGAUUUUCUCCACCAUCACCAGCAAGAUGAACCUGUCUGAGGAGGUGGACCUGGAGGACUAUGUGGCCCGACCCGAUAAGAUCUCUGGUGCUGACAUCAACUCCAUCUGUCAGGAGGCCGGCAUGUUGGCAGUGCGUGAGAACAGAUACAUCGUCCUCGCCAAAGACUUUGAAAAGGCCUACAAGACCGUCAUCAAGAAGGACGAGCAGGAGCACGAGUUCUACAAGUAGAACCGGGCCGGAGGUGUCUCUGUCUGCAUCCAUUCUUCUGGACUACAUUUACUCACUGCAGCAUUUAGUUAGCAGCCUGCUGGUUCUAUAAACAUCUGGUUCUGACUCAACUAAAGGAAAUCCAUUAAACACAUUUUCCACAAAAUAAAA